Messenger RNA from Papaver somniferum (opium poppy), 940 nucleotides. RefSeq names its product MADS-box transcription factor 23-like. The transcript is spliced from 8 exons. Gene Ontology annotation, molecular function: RNA polymerase II cis-regulatory region sequence-specific DNA binding; DNA-binding transcription factor activity, RNA polymerase II-specific; protein dimerization activity. Lineage: Eukaryota; Viridiplantae; Streptophyta; Magnoliopsida; Ranunculales; Papaveraceae. Gene Ontology annotation, cellular component: nucleus. The record is from RefSeq and is a predicted model, not a curated record. Gene Ontology annotation, biological process: positive regulation of transcription by RNA polymerase II. The coding region runs from base 111 to 830 and encodes 239 amino acids.
UUCAUUUCAUUUUCUAAAUCUCUCUUUCUCUACCCAUUUGUCUAAUCUUUUUAAUCAAUCUUCCCCCCUUGACUUUUCAAUGAAUUUGAAGAAGCUCAAGCUAGAAUAAGAUGGGGAGAGGAAAGAUUGUGAUUCGAAGGAUCGAUAACUCAACCAGUAGGCAAGUCACUUUCUCCAAACGAAGGAACGGAUUAUUAAAGAAAGCCAAAGAGCUUUCCAUUCUUUGUGAUGCUCAAGUUGGUCUUAUAAUCUUUUCUAGCACUGGCAAGCUCUAUGAAUUCUCAAGUACCAACAUGAAAUCUAUAAUCGAGCGAUACAACCAGUCAAAGGAGGACCAACACCAUCCAAUAAUGAAUGCAACUUCGGAAGGCAAGUUCUGGAAAAGGGAGGCAGCGACCUUGAGGCAUCAAUUGCAAAACUUGCAAGAAAACCAGCGGAAAUUGAUGGGUCAAGAGCUAUCCAGUUUGAGCGUUAAAGAGCUACAAAAUUUGGAAAAUCAACUGGAAAUAAGUUUGCGUGGUGUCCGUAUGCAAAAGGACAAAAAGCUUACCGAUAAGAUACACGAACUAAACCGAAAGGGAAACCUCCUUCACCAAGAAAACAUGGAACUAUUAAAUAAGGAACACCAUAUACGUCAAGAAAACAUGGACUUGUUGAGAAAGAUUAAUGAAGCGAGAGAUGCACAUGAGACAAAUAGGAUUUCUCAUGCUCCAAAUGGCUUUAAUCUUGAAGAAGAUGAAUGCAUCAAACUUCAACUAAGCCAACCACAACAACAAGACUAUUCCACACCAGCAAACCCUAGAACACUAAGCAGACUAAAGCUGCAAUGACGAACUGGAACUACAAAUUUCUAGCCAAAACACUUGUUUGCCUCUGAACUUAAUAAAGUAAAACUUGAAAAUGAGUUUUGUUUCGUAGUCUCCUUAGUCUGGUGUUCGCC